Molecule: messenger RNA, 1858 nt
Organism: Temnothorax curvispinosus
Lineage: Eukaryota; Metazoa; Arthropoda; Insecta; Hymenoptera; Formicidae
Product: nucleolus and neural progenitor protein
Exons: 5
Coding region: 112-1125 (337 amino acids)
Biological process (GO): positive regulation of Notch signaling pathway
Cellular component (GO): nucleus
Source: RefSeq, a predicted model, not a curated record
CCCUCAUUCCCCCCGCGACCCGCGACGGUGUGCACGACAGUGUCGCGGCGUCGUUUGCACCACGUGAUUCUGUAUGUAUGAAACACAAUUGUACCGCAAAAUCUCGUGAGAAUGAACGCAAUUUGGAAUCGGUCUGUUUUGGAGCGGCCGCCAUACGCAACGUGGCAGAUCGGGCCGCUAGACGCCAAGAAGAAGGGCGUGGACGUAACUCGAUUCGAGGCCGCACUGACCACGGCUGUCCACGAUCUGGAAUCGAUGAGCGAUCUGCACGUGAACGCCGCGGUCCUGAGCCGCUUGAUCUAUCGGAUGAAGAGCAAAUUUCGAAACGACAAAGGCUUGAAGUACAUGAUCAAGCUGAACAAGGCGUUGCUCAACUAUUACAACAUGUCUCUGAUGAAGGAGUACGCGACUCUGCGAUCCGACCUCCAAACGGACGACGGCCGGUACGUUUUGCCGAGCCGACAAAUUCUGGAGUACGUGCUCGUGAGAACGCAGGGCUUCGGUAAGCUCAUGGCCAGAAUGGAAGAGAUCUCGCGGCACGCCUCGCACUUCCUGAGGGCCAGAAUCAAAUUGGGCCACGCGUGGACCGUUGCCCUGGUCGCUUAUGCUACCACGAGCAGAAUUUGGUUCCACGUGAGGAGUGUGAUCAAGAAAUGUUGCAAAUGGUACGACGAGCUGUAUCGGUGUGCGGAACAGUUUCAGUAUGUCGGUGCAAAACCCUGGCUUCCGACAGAUCAGAGCUUACCGCGCAACUUAAAAUCGUGGCUCUGUUUGGACUGGCUAGAUACAGAUACGACGAGCAAACGUAAGUCACAAACCUGGCAGAGGAUAUUUGGUGAACCUGCGAUCGAAUGUAACGAUACUGAAACAACUUUUGUCAUACCCGAUGAAGAAACUGGUGGCUCAAGACUGACAGAAGUCGGCGUUGCUUCGACAAGUAAUGAAUUAGAAGACAAACCGGUAUCGAAUAAUGAUGUUGGAGAAGUGAUAGAUCGAGAGGCUUUUGAGAGAAGCCUUCCAUCAAAUGAUAGGUCCAUAACGACAAAACGUAAACACACGGAUACUAACGAGAGGGGAAGCCUAAAGGAACCAAAAAGGAAAAAAAAGAAAAAGAAUAGAAAAUAAUAUACCAAGAAGGUAAAUCUAAUCAUGUGAUUACACAGUAGCAAUAUUAAUUAAACAAUAUUAAUUUAGUAAUGUGCAAGUCAAAGCAAUAGAUUCAGUACACUUGUAUACUUGUAUAAUACUUGUAUGAUAUAAAACUGCCAAGCUGUACAUAAUUGUAAAUAAAGUAAUUUAAUUAUGUGCAAGUCCAAAGAAAUUUGUGCAAUAGUAUUCAGUUUUAACAUAAUUUGCACAACGUGAGGCCAUCCUACUGUGCAUGAUGUGUAUAUUAGAUUAUAAUAUAAUUGUAUAUGUAUAUUUAAAUUGUUAAUAAGUUGUAUAUGUUUAAACAAUAUGAUAUACAGCUUGACAAAAAGAAAAUGUAAAAAUCCAAAGGACUAUAAUUUAUAUAAUUUUUCAAUGAAGACAUUUUUCAUUUUAUACGUGCGUAUCGUGAGUACAUAUUUAAUUUCUUAACUGACGCUAACUAAUCGAGAAUGCGCUCUUGGGUAUAAAAUCGGACGAAAGAGACUUUUGUACUGCAUAAAGAAUCAUAUCCGAAUAUCUGCUGCUGGGUAAUACCUUUAAUUUUAGUUACGAGCAUCGACAAGUCGACAAGCGUGUUAUCGAAGGGGAGAGAUAGCAGGUGAAAUUAAAGGCGACAUGUAACUUUAGUCGAACGGUGUGCGUGGAUUAAAUAACAUUGAGCAGUAACUGGCUUAUAUAUCGUGGGAUUUUCCAUAAUUGUGUAAAC